Messenger RNA from Seminavis robusta, 1410 nucleotides. The record is from the annotation of a GenBank genome assembly. NCBI's taxonomy places the organism in Eukaryota, Bacillariophyta, Bacillariophyceae, Naviculales, Naviculaceae.
AUGAUGCAUACGUCCAUGCCAGAGCUUCACUCGUGGAAUCCAGACGACCGAUGGUACUUGGAGGAUGAGGAUCAUCUCGAUGCGUCGGAUCAUCAUAGUGAGGUCGUUACCAAUGGACCACGACAGCGAUUCGGAGAACUGACGGAUCGUCCAAGAUUCUUUUUGGGAGGAAGUGACCCCAUUCGGCCAACGGGCCCGAGACGAAAGUUGAGGGCUUCGUGGUUGGAGAAUACACCACCCGCACUCACUCCGAUCCCCAAGCCAACGCGCAUCUGGAAACCCCCCUCACGAAAGACCAAUGAUGGUUCAUUCCAACAGCAUCAACAUGUCCUGUCCAAAAAGGCAGAACCCAAAGAAGCUGACGGCAAGAAAAAGGCAGCACGAAAGGUCAAGGAGGAGACCCAUCAGGAACACAGAGACCAACCCGAAGAAACAACCUCUGAACUCAAAGAAACUGAGUGUCCCGAAAGGAGUGUGGUCAACGAUCACGGCAACGGUGUGACACGGACGGACACAAGCUCGAAAGAGAAUGCCGCACCACCACCGAGACUGGCGAAUACCAAGACACCGCAAUCUGACAACAAAGAAACCUCUGUUUCCUCCAAGUCGAAAACGAACAAGAGGCGGAAAUCCAAGCAAGGUGACAAUAAGGCGAAUCCCGGACCAACGGCCAAGCCCAUGGCCAAACCUCGAUUUGGGACCAACACGAGACGCACGUCUGCUGCCAAAAAGCCAGUCCCAAAGGAUGUCACACAGAGCGACCCAAAAAUUGCCUGCUCCUCCAAGGAGCUGCCUCUUGACGACGAAUCCUUGCGCCUGUCGGACAUAUCAUCCGAUUGCGAGAAUGAAUCUGAACCCAAGAAAACCUUUAGAUCUUCCUUGCUGCAUCAUACUACCAGAAACUCAGCAUCGUGCCCAGAGAUCAAGACGGUCCGAUGGGCUACCAAUCUUGAAACCAGAAUGCCUCAGAGUCCACUCAAGACAGACCGUGUCACGAAUCAAGAGCCCGCGAGCAAUGAGAGCCACUCUGCAAAAUAUGAAGCCAUCAUCCAACAGCAAACCAAAACACCAGAAAGUCCACUCAAGAAAACCAGUGUGAGAGACACGGCAACUCUGGAGCCCACAAGCAAUGGCAGUCGCUGUGCAAAACCUGAAACAAAGAUACAACAUCAAACCAAAACGCCUCCUUCAACUCCACUCAAGACAGACCGUGUCAGCAAUCAUGAGCCCACGAGCAAUGACAGCCACUGUGUUAAACAUGAAGGCAUCAUACAACAGCAAGCCAAGGAGAUUGAAAGGAUUCGAAAGGAGAACGAGCUGUUGAGGAAUCAGCUGGCGGAAUCUCAUAACAAAGCUGCCAAGUUGGAACAAAAACUCAAUGCAAUCAAAUCAAUGUGUCUCGAAGACUAG